Molecule: messenger RNA, 717 nt
Organism: Peronospora farinosa
Lineage: Eukaryota; Oomycota; Peronosporomycetes; Peronosporales; Peronosporaceae
Source: the annotation of a GenBank genome assembly
AUGAUUUCUUGUACAAGGUUUUCCACCGUCGCAAAGAACGGAUGUGUUGCUCGAUUGUUCUCAACAUCAUUAGCCGCUAAUACGUCGGAGAGUUACUCAUUCGUCCAGUCACGUGUCGAGUACCGUAAUGAGAUUGCGUCGCUGCGUAAAGAGUUUAUUAAAGAGGAGAAGAGUCGUAGAGAGAAGCUUGCACGUGAUGCAGAGGCUCAGCGACAGAAGAUUCUAAAGGCUAAGGCAGCUCGACUAGAGAUCAAGCGCCAGCAGCAGGUUAUCCGUGCUAAGGAGGUCGCUCGUGAGAAGACCAUCCACAACGAGAAAGUCAGGAAACAUUUCGAGGAGAAGGUGGUGGUGCGUCAGGAACGGAACGCUGAAGUGGAGCGUCGUCGAGAGGCACUGGUGGCUUUGCUGCGUCAGCAAAGCGCCAAGUGGACGACUAAGGACAAUUACACGAAAAAGCUCAAGGAGGAAGUUUUCAUCUAUUCUCCACAGCAACUUUCGACCCGGGGUUCGUUCGAUCCGUCGAAUACAUCGGGUAGUGCUGUAUCAUGGCUUGAAAAGCUGCAGCGUAUGAAACCUGCUGGCGUACACGACACUAGCGAUGAAGCCGCCGCUUCCGCUGUUGCAUCGGCUGCUGAUGAGGAAGCCACUGCUUCCGUCUCUAACAAUAUCAACGAGGAUGUUGUGGAUCAUUGCAAGUCGAUAAAGAAAGACGAGUAA